AUGUAUAAGCUGCAGUUUCUUGUUCUGCUUAGCUCCUUGGUGGCUUUAGUUGCUGCUCAAGGAUCUAGGAACAACACAAGUAAAUGGCAAACACUUAAGGGAGGCCCACCUUUAGUCAUAGCUAGAGGUGGAUUUUCAGGCAUGUUUCCUGAUUCUGGUCAAUAUGCUUAUCAACUAGCAGUGCAGAUUGGCUUACCCAAUGGGGUUGUAUGGUGUGACGUUCAACUUACGAAAGAUGGAGUUGGAAUCUGCUUUCCAGAUCUUAGGCUUGAAAAUGGUUCUAACAUCGAUACUAUUUUCAAGAACGGGAGCAACACCUAUCCUGUGAAUGGGGUUCCUAUGCGAGGAUGGUUUUCUGUUGAUUUUACCUUGAACGACCUAGAACCUGUCAAUCUGAAACAGAGAAUCUAUUCUCGGGCCCCUAAUUUUGAUGCCACUCCACAGCAGAUUCUCGCUGUUGAAGAUGUUGUUGACUUGGCAAAACCACCGGGGUUGUGGUUGAAUGUUCAGCAUGAUGCCUUCUUCAGCCUACAUAAUCUGACUAUGAGAACCUUCAUUAUUUCUGUGUCUAGACGCGUUGUUGUUAAUUAUAUUUCAUCACCAGAGGUAAACUUCUUGAGAAGUAUCAUUGCACGAUUCAGAACAAGCCCGACAAAACUCAUAUUUCAGUUUCUGGGACCUGAUGAUGUGGAGCCUUCAACCAACCAAACAUAUGGUUCACUUUUGAGGAAUCUAACAUUUAUCAAAACAUUUGCCUCAGGAAUUCUUGUUCCUAAAUAUUACAUCUGGCCUGUAGACAACAGUCUAUAUUUACAGCCUCAUACGUCUGUUGUUUCGGAUGCUCAUAAAGCUGGUCUAGAAGUUUUCGCAUCAAAUUUUGGAAAUGAUGCAGCUUUAGCCUAUAACUACAGCUAUGACCCUGUUGCUGAGUAUCUCAGUUACAUUGACAAUAGUGACUUUUCUGUUGAUGGUGUACUCUCUGACUUCCCAAUAACUCCAUCUGAAGCCAUAGAUUGCUUCUCGCACAUGGGCAAAAAUGAAAAGGAACAAGUAAAGCUUUUGGUUAUCUCCUUGGAAGGAGCAAGCGGGGACUAUCCUGGCUGUACUGACAAGGCAUAUAGUAAAGCUAUAUCAGAUGGUGUAGAUGUUCUUGAUUGUCCUGUUCAAAUGACAAACGAUGGGAUACCUUUUUGCUUGGGAUCUAUCAACCUCAGAGAUAGAACUAAUGUUGAUGAAACAGACUUCAGCAACCUGGCCACAAGUAAUCCAGAUCUUAACAUAGACAGUGGAAUAUACGCCUAUAAUCUCACUUGGAGCCAAAUUCAGAGCACCUUGAAGCCUGCAAUAUACAAUCCAUACGUAAACUUUUCGCUUUAUCGAAAUCCAAAUGCCAGAAGUGAUGGGAACUUUAUGCAGUUGUCCGAUUUUUUGGCCUUUGCAAGAAAUGCGUCUUCGGUCUCUGGUGUCUUAAUCAGCAUAGAGAAUGCUGCUUACCUAGCUGAGAAACAGGGACUAGGUGUAACUGAUGCAGUUUUGGACGCUUUGAGCAAAGCUGGUUACAAUAAUCAGACAGCUAAAAAAAUUAUGGUAAAAUCUAGGGAUAGUGCUGUUUUGAGAAAGUUCAAGAGUACCAGCAAUUAUGAGCUUGUUUACCUGGUCGAUGAGGAUAUCCGCGACAUUACGAACUCAACAAUUUCAGAGAUCAAAAAGUUCGCCAGUUCUGUAGUCAUCACAAAAACAUCCGUAUUUCCUAUCGAUGAGGCAUUUCUCACUUCGCAAACGGAUGUGGUCCCAAAGCUGCAGGCCUUUGGAUUCCCUGUUUAUGUGCAAAUUUUCAGAAAUGAGUUUCCGUCUCAACCCUGGGAUUUCUUCUCUGACCCUUACGUGGAGAUCAACACACAUGUUUCUGUUAUGGGAAUUAAUGGUGUCAUUACGGACUUCCCUGCAACAGCAGCUAAGUAUAAAAGAAACCGAUGUUUAGGGUAUAAAGAGGUGCCAAUGUACAUGAGCCCCGUGCUACCCGGCAGCCUUCUUGUACUUAUGGCACCUCAAUUAUUGCCACCAGCUGAGGCUCCAAACCCGAUUCUUUCAGAGAAUGACGUGGUUGAACCACCUCUACCCUCCGUUGUGGAAAAGCCCCCGACCACUAACACUGGCAACGGCUCUACAGCACCAGGUCCGACCCCACGAAAUGGACAGCCUACAAUUGUUGCAAGCAUGAUCAUAAGUUGCAUUGCUAUCCUUACCACCCUUUUGCUUUGCUGA
Molecule: messenger RNA, 2265 nt
Organism: Fraxinus pennsylvanica
Lineage: Eukaryota; Viridiplantae; Streptophyta; Magnoliopsida; Lamiales; Oleaceae
Source: the annotation of a GenBank genome assembly